CGCCCCGCCGCUGACGGCGGCCGACGGGGGCCAAGCUUCCGCUGAGGCGGCCGCGCCGCCGCCGUGCUGUGUAGGUUUUUCAGAGUCCUCCGUCUCGCUGUCGCCCGGCCAUGGAACUGUGGCAGGUGCCGCUGCUCUUCUCGCGACUGCCCAUGUUCCCAUUCUUCGACUUGGCGCACUAUGUGGCCUCCGUCAUGGCGGUGAAGGAGCAGCGGGGAGCCGUGGAAGUGUCAGUCCGAAGUCCAAUUGCCUGCUGGUUUAGUGCUAUGCUUCAUUGCUUUGGUGGUUCAGUUUUGUCUUCAUUGAUGCUUGCAGAACCUCCAGUAGGAUUUCUGGCAAAGGGCACAAAUAUUCUACUGGCAUCUUCAGUCUGGUAUUUUGUGUUUUACUGCCCACAAGACUUGUUCUGUCGGUGCUUUGCCUUUCUGCCUCUCCGGCUUCUGGUUGCAGGAAUGAAAGAAGUGACUAGAACGUGGAAGAUAACAGGUGGCGUUGCGCAUGCAGACAGUCACUUCAAAGAUGCCUGGCUUGUCAUGGUAGCUGUGGGCUGGGCCAGAGGAGCUGGUGGUGGCCUAAUUUCCAACUUUGAGCAGCUGGUGAGAGGAGUAUGGAAGCCUGAAACCAAUGAACUACUGAAGAUGUCCUACCCUGUGAAGGUAACUUUGAUAGGAGCAGUUCUUUUCACCCUGCAACACAGCCAGUACUUGCCAAUAGCAAGGCACAACCUCAUGUUUUUAUACACCAUCUUUCUUGUUGUGUCCAAGGUAACAAUGAUGCUGACAAGAUCUGCAGCUUCUCCAUUUGCUCCCCUUGAGGCUGCAUUAGGUCAUAUGUUCUUUGGCUUGCAAAAGGCACCAUCCAAAAUGAAGGGUGAAGGUGCUGCAUCUUCCAAUGGCUCUUCAGUCUGUGACCGAUCUUCUGAACAGCACCAUAAUGGUGUUAAGAAAAGACAGGCAAAGAAAACAGAAUAAGUGGCUUAAAAUCCUUGAUGGUCAUAACCUUUGAAGAUGUUUGUAUUUCAGAGUAAUUUGUUUAAAGAAAUGCAUGUGAGGAGAGGAUAGGGCUGUAUCCUGCUGUGUUGUUGUUUGCCUUUGGAACAUGUUUUGUAAGCUAGUGUUCAGAUGUCUAAAUGCACAUGUUGGAUUUGUAAGUUAAAACCAACAAAUUUUUAUAGUGAUGUUUACUACAUUUUGUAUUUAUGAUAACUUUAAAUGCUUACAUGCUGAAAAGAUAGUUUCAAAAUGAAACAAUCAGCUUUGUUAAUUUUUCUGAUCUAUCUUUUGUUUCACCUCUUCCCUCCAUUCUCACCCUUCACCCAUCUAUUCUUAUGUUUCAUUUGGAUAGCAUGGAUUUGCACUGCCAGGUGUUCAUGAUAGCACGUACCAAAUAAGGACAUCAUCUGAGUAAGGUUUAAUCACAUUGUGCUGUAAAACCAUGAAAAUAUACUGAACUAAUGCCUUUAGGAAAAUAACUGAAUUAACUGUUGUAAUUCACAUUGCACUGGUCUAGAUUUCUACAUUUACUUAAGUAAAUAAUUUUCAUAUUUUUCUAUUCUUUAAAAAGAAGUGAAUUACCUGGCACUUUUAAAAAUCUUUACAGGUAACUAAGUAGAAACAUUUAAGUGGUUUUGUUGUCACUUUUGUCUUACUUUGCCACUUUAUUUGCAAACAUUUGAUAUAGCUGUUUUUCAUAUUACAUAGGGGAUAUACAUGUGGUUUGUAGUUACCUUUCAGUUUGACUGGGACUAGACAUCUCCACCUGUGCUUUUAUCCAAGCAUAUGAAUAUUUUUACUUUUCAAAGCCAAACUUCCUUUUAAAAAAGAAUAUUGAACAGUACAUUUACCUUGUUUCUCAUGAGUUCAGCCCUAUUAUGCCUGAUAUUAAUAAAUACCAGUGCUAGUUUAUCGCAA
Pezoporus occidentalis (night parrot) is the source of this 1910-nucleotide messenger RNA. RefSeq names its product transmembrane protein 38B (gene TMEM38B). The record is from RefSeq and is a predicted model, not a curated record. Lineage: Eukaryota; Metazoa; Chordata; Aves; Psittaciformes; Psittacidae. Gene Ontology annotation, cellular component: membrane. Gene Ontology annotation, biological process: potassium ion transmembrane transport. Gene Ontology annotation, molecular function: potassium channel activity; identical protein binding. The transcript has 6 exons. Bases 111 to 971 code for a protein of 286 amino acids.